Messenger RNA from Drosophila elegans, 1070 nucleotides. RefSeq lists its product as uncharacterized. Bases 37 to 1047 code for a protein of 336 amino acids. The transcript has a single exon. NCBI's taxonomy places the organism in Eukaryota, Metazoa, Arthropoda, Insecta, Diptera, Drosophilidae. The record is from RefSeq and is a predicted model, not a curated record.
UUAAUCAAACAGUAGCCUUUUACAAAUCUGUGAGGCAUGGCCAAAAGGUUUUCAUUGACAGAGGAGAAGCUAGAUGAUCUUUUUGUGGAGGAGGUGGCCAGUGUGGUAAAACUAGUCCUAAGAUUGCCGGAAAAGGAUCAGAUUGUGCCCACUUGCACCCGAUGGCUCAACAUCUUUCAGCAGUCGAAAUCGAAGGAACGAUUUUCCAGGAACUAUAUGCUUCUGCUCCUCCACAAGCAGCUUAAUGAUCGCAGAACAUUGUGUUACCCUUUCACGGAUCCCAACAGUUCUCGGCUGGAUUUGCGCACUCUUCACCAGAUGAGUUUGCAGAAGCAUAACAAUACGGAGCAUCCAGACUCCGGGGAAGAUGUAGCCUGCAGAUCCGAUAAGAGCCUGGAUGAAGAGGACUUGUCCUCCUUCAGUUCCUAUGAGAGUUUGGAGGUGGCCAACCAGAGGUUGAUCAACGAGAAUGCCGCAUUGGCCACGGAAUUGCAGGAGCUUCAGUGUCAGAUAGAAAAAUUACAAGCAAAGCGGGAAAGGAGCGAGAGUUUGAUUCAAAUGCAAAGCGAGCAGAUUUACAUGCUGGACGAGGAGAAUCGCUACCUGAAGCGAAUCUUCGCCUGCUCUUCGAUCAAUGCCCUAAAACAACUCUGCAAUGGACAAGAUCCCGCGGUGUUCUUUGACACUUUGUACAGUGUUCUCUGCGAGGACGACUCCGAUUAUCAGCAGGUGAAGCACUUUAACGAGCAGUUUAAAGCCCUUCUUCGCGACCAUAUCAAUCACUACCAGCGGGUGCAGCGUGCUCCUCUGCUGGAGCAGGCUAGCCAAAGAUACGACAAGUUACGCUCGAAAGUUAGCAAGCGAUACAAAACUGUGCUCGGACUGAAACUGGACGCCCAGAGCCAAGAGUUGACCCUUAGCGCGAUGAAAUAUCUGGCCGCGCUGCGAAAACUCUUCUUGGCCACCUUCGAGGGCAAGUCGAACACCAAGAAGAUGGUCGUCAAGUUCCUGCAGCAGAGCUCCGAGGAAAUAUCCGAGAUGCUAUAGGGAAUGGAUAGCUCACCUGGGAA